AUGAGCCGCGCGCGUGGGGCGCUGUGCCGGGCCUGCCUCGCGCUGGCCGCGGCCCUGGCCGCGCUGCUGUUACUGCCGCUGCCGCUGCCCCGCGCGCCCGCCCCGGCCCGGACCCCCGCCCCGGCCCCGCGCGCGCCCCCGUCCCGGCCCGCUGCCCCCAGCCUGCGGCCUGACGACGUCUUCAUCGCCGUCAAGACCACCCGGAAGAACCACGGGCCGCGCCUGCGGCUGCUGCUGCGCACCUGGAUCUCCCGGGCCCGCCAGCAGACGUUUAUCUUCACCGACGGGGACGACCCUGAGCUCGAGCUCCAGGGCGGCGGCCGUGUCAUCAACACCAACUGCUCGGCGGUGCGCACCCGUCAGGCCCUCUGCUGCAAGAUGUCCGUGGAGUAUGACAAGUUCAUUGAGUCCGGGCGCAAGUGGUUUUGCCACGUGGAUGAUGACAAUUAUGUGAAUGCCAGGAGCCUCCUGCACCUGCUCUCCAGCUUCUCACCCAGCCAGGACGUCUACCUGGGGCGGCCCAGCCUGGACCACCCCAUCGAGGCCACCGAGAGGGUCCAGGGUGGCAGAACUGUGACCACGGUCAAGUUCUGGUUUGCUACUGGUGGGGCCGGGUUCUGCCUCAGCAGAGGCCUUGCCCUCAAGAUGAGCCCAUGGGCCAGCCUGGGCAGCUUCAUGACCACGGCUGAGCAGGUGCGGCUGCCGGAUGACUGCACAGUGGGCUACAUCGUGGAGGGGCUCCUGGGCGCCCGCCUGCUGCACAGUCCCCUCUUCCACUCUCACCUGGAGAACCUGCAGAGGCUGCCACCCGACACCCUGCUCCAGCAGGUUACCUUGAGCUAUGGGGGUCCUGAGAACCCACAUAAUGUGGUGAACGUGGCUGGAGGCUUCAGCCUGCAUCAGGACCCCACACGGUUUAAGUCUAUCCACUGCCUUCUCUACCCAGACACGGACUGGUGUCCCAGGCAGAAACAGGGCGCCCCGACCUCUCGGUGACACCAACCACCCCUGACCCAGGGCUGCCUGGCUCUGUCCCAGGUGCGGGGAACCAGAGCCCCCUAUGGGCUCAGUGGGCUCCCUCAGGUGCCACGGCCACACCAGUGAGAUGCAGGCACCUGGCAGACCCUCUGGCUAGCCUGUAGCCCCCCCCUCCCAGCCCCUGGUGGGCUGCAGUGAUGGGUGUUUUGGGAGAACGAAGACAGCCAGGCUGAUGGCCAGGGCCGCAGUGCCCCUCCCCCCGACCCAGCCGCAAGGUUGAUCCCACGGGAACAGGCUUCCAUCCCAGCACUUGAGCAUCUGGGAGGGAGCUGCCAUCCGGGCUCCAUUACCUGUUGCUGAAGGCGGGUGCUAGGCUGGCUAGGUGUCAGGGAGCAGGCUCCAGGCCAAGGUCCUGGCCCAGCCACGGCCAUUGCAAGGGCUCAGCCUGGCAGGCUUUGUGGGGGACGCCGCCCUCUCUGCCGCAGGCUGGGUGCACGGCCGGGCACCACAGUGGGACUCAGGCCCGGGAAGGUCAUGCUCUUGGCCAGAGCUUUGCUCCCAGUCUAGGCGCCUCAUUCGGAGGCCUCUUGACUGGGACCACAGAGAUGUUUUCUCCGCUCUGACUUGUGGCUCAGGACUACUUUCUGGGUCGUGCUCCUGCUCCACUGUGCCUGGCCCCAUAAACAACAGGAGCCUUUUGUUCCGCUGACCUGCCCGUCCCAGCAGACCCACCUCCCCGCCUGGUGCCUUCCCUGGAGGGAAAUGGGACAGGGGCCGUCAUCUCCCUUCUGCCUCCUGCUUUGCUGUUGCCGAGCACGAGUAAAGCCUCUGUUCUUACUUCA
This is a messenger RNA of Gorilla gorilla gorilla (western lowland gorilla), 1820 nucleotides long. RefSeq names its product RFNG O-fucosylpeptide 3-beta-N-acetylglucosaminyltransferase (gene RFNG). Gene Ontology annotation, cellular component: Golgi membrane. The record is from RefSeq and is a predicted model, not a curated record. Gene Ontology annotation, molecular function: O-fucosylpeptide 3-beta-N-acetylglucosaminyltransferase activity. Bases 1 to 996 code for a protein of 331 amino acids. NCBI's taxonomy places the organism in Eukaryota, Metazoa, Chordata, Mammalia, Primates, Hominidae. The transcript is spliced from 8 exons. Gene Ontology annotation, biological process: pattern specification process.